Molecule: messenger RNA, 3736 nt
Organism: Candoia aspera
Lineage: Eukaryota; Metazoa; Chordata; Lepidosauria; Squamata; Candoiidae
Gene: MIB2
Product: MIB E3 ubiquitin protein ligase 2
Exons: 21
Coding region: 405-3266 (953 amino acids)
Biological process (GO): protein ubiquitination
Cellular component (GO): cytoplasm
Molecular function (GO): ubiquitin-protein transferase activity; zinc ion binding; protein binding
Source: RefSeq, a predicted model, not a curated record
AAACGAGGGGGACCAGAACGGCUUGUUUGCGCCUGCUACGAAGGGAGGGCCGAAGGAAGGGGAAAUCCAGAGGCCUGUCAAGGGAAGCAGCUGACGAGGGGAAGAGAGAGAGCAAACCGGGGUGUGGAGAGGAUCCGAAGCCUGUUUGGCCGCAAACUUUGCUAUGUACAUGAACUGAAACUUUGACUGAAGCCUGCAACGGGCCAUCAUCUGUGGAGGCUUUAAAACAGAAAAGUCGCAAGCUCUAUCUUAAGAGGUCCCUUAAAAGGCCGGCUCUGCUGUUGGACAGAUCGAAGUCAAGCCGAAGGGCCAGGAAGCAGUGCUGAAAAAGUAUCGUCCAUGUUUUCUUCCCUGCAGAGUGCAUCCGCCUGCCAGUGGCCAAGCUGAGGAUCCCCGGCACAGCAAUGGACCCGGACCCCUACGCGAGCAUGCAGGUCGGCAUGCGAGUGGUCCGUGGGGCCGACUGGAAGUGGGUCAACCAGGACAACGGCGAGGGGAACAUCGGGACAGUGGUGGAGAUUGGCCGGCAGGGCAGCCCAGCGACCCCUGACAAAACCGUGGUGGUCCAGUGGGACCACGGGACUCGCACCAAUUACCGGACCGGCUUCCAGGGAGCGUAUGAUCUUCUGCUAUAUGACAAUGCACAAAUAGGGGUCCGUCACCCUAACAUCAUCUGUGAUUGUUGCAAGAAGCACGGCAUCCGUGGAAUGCGGUGGAAGUGCAAAAUCUGCUUUGAUUAUGACUUGUGCCUACAUUGCUACACGAGCAACAAGCAUGAUCUUUCCCAUGCAUUUGAGCGCUACGAAACUGCCCACUCGCAGCCAGUCACCGUAAGCCCACGGCAGAACUUGCCACGCAUCCCUUUGAAGGGAAUUUUUCAGGAUGCCAAAGUUGUCCGGGGGCCUGACUGGGAAUGGGGAAACCAGGAUGGCGGCGAUGGCAAAAUUGGGCGCGUGGUUGAUAUCCGUGGCUGGGACGUGGAGACGGGGCGGAGCGUGGCCAGUGUCACCUGGGCUGAUGGUACCACAAACGUCUACCGAGUUGGUCACAAAGGGAAAGUGGACCUAAAAUGUAUUGCGGAAGCAUCUGGAGGGUUUUAUUACAAGGAGCAUCUUCCUAAAUUAGGCAAGCCGGAUGAGUUGCAGAAAAAGGAGAGCACAGAGGGGCACCCGUUCCAACACGGGGACAAGGUGAAAUGCCUCCUAGACAUCGACAUCUUACGAGAGAUGCAGGAAGGCCAUGGAGGCUGGAAUCCCAAAAUGGCUGAGUUCAUUGGCCAGACAGGAACAGUGCAUAGGAUCACAGACCGAGGAGAUGUGAGGGUCCAGUUCAACAACGAUACCCGUUGGACGUUUCAUCCUGGAGCUCUAACCAAGCUUAACACCUUCUGGGUUGACGAUGUCGUGCGGGUGAUCGACGACAUGGAAACGGUGAAGCAGCUGCAAGCCGGUCACGGGGAAUGGACGGAUGAGAUGACGUCGAUCCUGGGCCACAUCGGUAAGGUGAUCAAAAUCUUUGGGGACGGAGAUUUGCGCGUUUCCUUCGCCGGCCAGUCCUGGACCUUCAACCCAGCGUGCCUGACAGCUUACCAGAGAGAGGAAGAUGCUAAUCUUAUGACCACCCAGGACACCAGGGAGUCAAAAAGUUCCUUGGCUUCCGUGGUGGGGCGGUUACUUUCCCAAAAAAUCGAGGCCGACAGUCCCGGCCGCCUGGUGGUUGAGGCAGCCCACGGGAACGCUGGCAAGGUUCGGGACUUGAUCCAGAAAUACCCCGACAAGGUGGAUGUGCAGAACCAGGGCAGGACCGCUUUGCAGGUGGCUUCUUAUGUGGGGCAGGUGGAAGUGGUGAAGCUCUUGCUGCAGGCUCAUGCAAGUAUUAACCUGCAAGAUGAGGAAGGUGACACAGCCCUUCAUUAUGGAGCGUUUGGGAAUCAAGCAGACGUCGCCCGGAUGCUUGUCAGCAAAGGGGCCAACGCGAAUCUCUUGAACAACGCCAGGUGCACGGCCCUGUACGUCGCCGUCAAUCAUGGCUUCACGGAGGCUGUAAAAGCCUUGUGCGAGCUCAACUGUGACGUGAAUUUGCCAGGUUCCGCCGGUGAUACCCCCCUUCACUACGCCAUCACCGCCGACUUUAAAUGCAUCAUUGAAGCGCUCACUGAGGUUCCUGGCAUUGAUUUUACUAUUCAGAACCAACAAGGAUUCAACCUGUUACACCAUGCAGCCCUGAAGGGAAACAAGCUAGCGAUCAAGAAGAUCCUCGCAAGGGCUCGGCAAUUGGUGGACGCCAAAAAGGAUGAUGGAUUCACCGCUCUGCAUCUCGCGGCCCUGAACAAUCACAAGGAGGUGGCAGAGAUUUUAAUCAAAGAGGGCCGCUGCGACAUCAACCUCAAGAACAACCGCAACCAGACGCCCCUGCACUUAGCCGUCACCCAGGGUCACGUGGAGAUGGUGCAGCUGUUGGUGAGCGAAGGGGCCGACGUCAACGCAGAAGACGAGGAUGGCGAUACGGCCAUGCAUAUAAUUUUGGAGCGGGAACAUCUAGUGUCUGUCAUGGUCGAGGAGCAGCCGGAUCAGGAAGACAGCCUCUUCUCAAAGCUUCAGGCCUCUGGUUUCCUCGGCAACGCCAAACUGAACAUGGGAGCUGCCCUUGCGUGCUACCUGGCCCAGGAGGGGGCCGACAUCAACUAUGCCAACCACCGGGGCAAGUCUCCGCUUGAUCUUGUCUUGGAUGGAAGCAUCGCCCAACUGAUCCAGAACUUCUCCCAGAAAUACAGAGAGCAGCAGGAUUCCUUAGAAAGCUCUGCCAUGACAAGCAGCCUGAGACGUGUCCGCACAACUCCCAACACCAUGACAAACCUCAGCGUGGCAAAGGUGGCUGCCCCUUCAGAGUGCUUGGUCUGCUCGGAACUGGCACUCCUGAUCCUCUUCUACCCUUGUCAACACAGCAUCGUGUGCGAAGAAUGUUCCAGAAGAAUGAAGAAAUGCAUCAAAUGCCAAGUAACAAUUACCAAGAAGUUAAAACAAGACAACUCCGAGGUCGACGGUGGCUCCUGCCCACAGGCCGCCAACCAGCGGAAGCUCAUGGAGGAUCUGCAGAGCCGCUACCGGCAGAUGGAGGAGCGGAUCACGUGCCCCAUCUGCAUCGACAGCCAGAUCAAGCUGAUCUUCCAGUGCGGACAUGGGUCGUGCCAGGAGUGCGGGGUGGCCCUGAAUGUGUGCCCCAUCUGCCGACAGGCCAUCCGCGAGAGGAUCCACAUCUUCGUCUGAGGACUGGCUCCGCCACCGCCCUGCCGCUACCCUGCGCCUCCCGCCUUUCGUUUCGGGUUUUGUUUCGGUCAGGAGGGUUUUGGGCGGGCCGGAGGGUAGAUCCAAACGGCGAAGACCUGGGCCAGUGGGGUAGAACGAUGCCUUUCCUUCACAGCUUUCUCCAGUUUCAAAAAGAGGAGAGACCUUCCCAAAAGUGCAUGUUUCCUUCCGUCCCGCGGAAAAGCAAUAUUCUUGCACUUCAAGAGGCGGGACGUGAAGCCAGUUCCGCCCUUCCGGCACCAGGGCCCAGCCAAAGGGAGAGCUGGGGAGGCAAAGGGAAAUUGGAUUUUCCAGGGCCAGCUACACCCUGAUGGAGAGAGGGUGUGCGUGCACGUGCGUGUGCGUGAGAGAGAGAGAAUGUGUGUGUCCUUCAACGUGAAGUGGGGAAUGUUUGCUGGCAAAAAAAUACAACACAUCUACACAAGCCUUUC